Molecule: messenger RNA, 729 nt
Organism: Haliaeetus leucocephalus (bald eagle)
Lineage: Eukaryota; Metazoa; Chordata; Aves; Accipitriformes; Accipitridae
Exons: 6
Coding region: 1-729 (242 amino acids)
Source: RefSeq, a predicted model, not a curated record
AUGGCUGCGCUGGCUCGGAGCAUCCUAGUGACGGGGUCCAACCGGGGCAUUGGGCUGGAGCUCGUGAGGCAGCUCGCCGCCAGCCCCCGGCCCCCCCAGCACAUCUUUGCCACCUGCCGUGACCCCAAGGGUCCGAGAGGGAAGGCCCUGCAAGAAUUAGCUGCCCAGCACCCCAGCAUCAAACUGGUCCAGCUAGACGCAGUGAACUUGCCCAGCAUCCGAGGUGCUGUGCGGGCUGUGGGGUCUCAUCUGAAGGACCAGGGCUUGAACCUGCUCAUCAACAACGCGGGUGUCAGCUCGCAUGCCACACUGCGCUCUCUGGAUUCGCGGGAGAUGCUCUCUGCGUUCGCCACCAAUGUGGUCAGGCCAGUUCAGGUUACCAAGGAAUUUCUGCCACUCCUGGAGAAGGCAGCGAAGGGUGUGGGGAAGGAGGGGCUGAGCUGCAGCAGGGCCGCAGUCAUCAACAUCUCCACCAAACUGGGCUCCAUUGGGCUGUGCCUCAGGGCUGCCCAGAACAUGGUGACGAGGUGCAUGGCUGCAGAGCUCCAAGACAAGGGGAUCUUGUGCGUGGCCAUCCAUCCUGGCUGGGUGAAGACUGACAUGGGGACGGAGAAGGCACCCCUGAUGGUGGAGCACAGUGUGCAGGGCAUCCUGAUGGUGCUGGCCAGCCUCUCACAGGACACCUCUGGAGCCUUCCUUGACUGGGAAGGGAACACCCUGCCUUGGUGA